CUCCGGGCCACUUGGUGACGGUAUUUCUUUCAGGUUCAGUUUUGUAAAACGCGUCAGAGAAGAAGAAUCCUCAGCAGUAUUUCGCCUUCUGGACUCAGUUUUAGAGGAUGGCCACUGUGGAGCAGUUGACCACUAUCGGGCAGGUUCUGGUCAACCCAGAUCUGGACCUGACGCAGCGCUUCAGAGCACUGUUCACCUUGAGGAAUCUGGGAGGUGCUGAAGCCAUAGAGUGGAUCAGCAAGGCUUUCACUGAUGAUUCGGCCUUACUGAAGCACGAGUUGGCCUACUGCCUGGGCCAAAUGCAGGACAGACGGGCCAUCCCCGUCUUGACAGCUGUUCUCAAAGAUACCAAGCAGGAGCCAAUGGUCAGGCACGAAGCAGGGGAGGCCCUUGGAGCAAUUGGUGAUUCAGUGGUUGUGGAAUUGCUGAAAGAGUACAGUCAGGAUCCUGUCAUAGAGGUAGCAGAGACAUGUCAGUUGGCUGUUUGUCGACUGGAGUGGCUUCUUAGUGGCGGAGAGACACAGCUGGAGGAUGGCAGUACUGAUAAGAACCCCUACUGCUCCAUAGACCCAGCUCCUCCAGCAUCCAGAAGGAGCGUACCAGAGCUACGCUCUGUGCUGCUAGAUGAAAGUCUGCCACUGUUUGAACGCUACCGGGCUAUGUUUGCACUACGGAACCUGGGCACAGAGGAGGCUGUGGUUGCCCUGGGUGAUGGGCUGCAGUGCUCCAGCGCUUUAUUCCGUCAUGAGAUCGGUUAUGUUCUCGGCCAGAUGCAACACCCAGCAGCCAUACCAGCACUGCGGGAAGCUCUGGAGCAUUCUAAGGAGAACCCGAUGGUCCGACAUGAGGCAGCAGAGGCUCUUGGGUCUAUUGGGAAAGAGGAGUGUCUGGCUGUGCUACAUAGUUACCUUAGAGACCAAGAACGUGUUGUCAAGGAAAGUUGUGAGGUUGCCCUGGACAUGCUGGAAUAUGAAAACAGUGAUAAGUUUCAGUAUGCAAACGGACUGGUCAAUCUGCAGAGCUAAUUAUUACCACCCUGUACCUCACAUGACUGGGACUUUGAUGCAUUACAUAGGAUUCCAAUCCAUGCUGGAUACAUGAGGAAUGUUAUCCUUCAUACUUCUCAGGUCCAGAAAGGUGUGGAAGAUAUUUAUUUCUUAAAUGUUUAUAAUCAUAAUACCAUUACUUCCUUUCUUACUUUCUUGAGUCCUUUUCUUCCUUUUUUUCUUUCAUUUUCUACCUUGUUUCCUACGGUCCCUGGUUUUUGCAAGUUCCAUAAAUACAUAUUGGGCUUCAGUAUUCUAUUGUUACAGCGAAUGUAACAGGCUAAUCAUUCAGAAAACUUUAGUCUGGAGAAGAUAUGUUGGAACCAUGAUAACACUCUGAAAAUAUACAGAAGUAAAAAUAAAUAAAUAAAAUGAAAUGCACUUUGGGUAAUUGGUUUUUAGUGCACUACUGCAGUGUUUUUCAACCCUGGUCCUCAAGACACACUACACUG
Messenger RNA from Gambusia affinis (western mosquitofish), 1498 nucleotides. It is a transcript of the gene dohh, whose product is annotated as deoxyhypusine hydroxylase/monooxygenase. Bases 108 to 1025 code for a protein of 305 amino acids. The record is from RefSeq and is a predicted model, not a curated record. Gene Ontology annotation, biological process: peptidyl-hypusine biosynthetic process. The transcript is spliced from 6 exons. NCBI's taxonomy places the organism in Eukaryota, Metazoa, Chordata, Actinopteri, Cyprinodontiformes, Poeciliidae. Gene Ontology annotation, molecular function: deoxyhypusine monooxygenase activity.